Messenger RNA from Dermatophagoides farinae (American house dust mite), 480 nucleotides. Its product is annotated as chymotrypsin-elastase inhibitor ixodidin. NCBI's taxonomy places the organism in Eukaryota, Metazoa, Arthropoda, Arachnida, Sarcoptiformes, Pyroglyphidae. The record is from RefSeq and is a predicted model, not a curated record.
CAUCAAUCCUAGGAUCUCAAUCCAAAUUGAACAUUUCUUUUUCUACUGCAAAAAAAACUGAAAUCAAAAUCAAAAUACAAAAAUGAACAUGAAAAUUGCUACCAUUUUGAUUGUCACCUUAUUCGUUGCCAUCACAUUGGCCGAUCCAAUUCAACAAACCUGUCAUGAUAAUGAAGAAUGGAAAGAAUGUGGAACAAAAUGUCCGGAUACAUGUCUGAAUCGUGAUAUUAAAAAUCGUGCCUGCAUUAAAAUGUGUGUUACCGGUUGUUUCUGUCGCGAUGGUUUCAUUCGUUUAGGUUAUGAUAUGACCGGCGGUAUUGGCCAUUGUGUACCAGUGGAUUAUUGUGAUCUGAUACCACGAAAUUAGAUUGUUGUUGAUGAUGAUGAUGAUGAUGAUGAUCCGAGAAUUUUCAAAAAUAAAAAUUUUUUUAUGAAAAAACAAACAUGAAAAUGAAUGAUUUAUUGUCAUUGAGAUUACUU